GGCUCCGGGAUGAGCCCCUGGCAGCACUGCCCGCCCAACGCCAGCGCGGCCGGCGGGCCGGGCCCGCGGGGGAACGGCACGGGCCGGGCGGCCGAGCGCGGCAGCGCCGUGUCCGUGGCCAUCCCGCUGACCAUGAUGCUGACGGGCAUCGUGGGCAAUGCCCUGGCCAUGCUGCUCGUGUCCCGCAGCUACCGCGCCAAGGGCAGCCGCAGGAAGCGCUCGUUCCUGCUGUGCAUCGGCUCCCUGGCGCUCACCGACAUGCUGGGCCAGCUGCUCACCAGCCCCAUCGUCAUCUCCGUGUACCUGUCGGGCCGGCCCUGGGCGGCCAUGGACCCCUCGGGCCGCCUCUGCGACUUCUUCGGCUUCAGCAUGACGGUGUUCGGGCUGUGCCCGCUGCUGAUCGCCAGCGCCAUGGCCGUGGAGCGGGCGCUGGCCAUCCGCGCCCCGCACUGGUACGCGAGCCACAUGAGCCCGCGGGCCACCGAGCGCGGCCUGGCCGCCAUCUGGGCCGCCGGCGUGGCCUUCGCGCUGCUGCCGCUGGCCGGGCUGGGCCGCUACGCGCUGCAGUGGCCCGGCACCUGGUGCUUCAUCAGCGCGGCCGGCGGCAGCGCCUUCGCCGCCGCCUUCGCCGCGCUGGGGCUGCUGUCCCUCGUGGUCACCGGCGCCUGCAACCUGGCCACCAUCGAGGCGCUGGUGUCCCGCUGCCGCGCCAAGGCCGGCGCGGCGCAGCCCGGCUCGCGGUGGGGCCGCAUCGCCACCGAGACGCUGCUGCAGCUGCUGGGCAUCAUGUGCGUGCUGUCGGCCUGCUGGGCACCGCUGCUGGUGACCAUGCUGAGGAUGGUGUCGGAGCCCGCGGGCGGGCCGUGCCGCGGCGGCUCGCAGCGCUGGGAGCUGCGCAGGGAGUGCAACCUGCCGCUGACGGCCGUGCGCCUGGCCUCCCUCAACCAGAUCCUGGACCCCUGGGUGUACCUGCUGCUGCGCCGCAUCCUGCUGCGCAAGUUCUGCCAGGCCGCCAGCGCCGUGUCCCACUGCCCCAACGCCAGGGACAGGGCCCUCACCCUGUCCGAGGAGAUCCGCCGCACCGCCGCCUGAGGGGACAUCCCACAAUGGCCUGAGGGGACAUCCACCACAGCCUGAGGGGACAUCCGCAAUGGCCUGAGGGGACAUCCACCAUGGCCUGAGGGGACAUCCGCAAUGGCCUGAGGGGACAUCCACUGCGGCCUGAGGGGACAUCCACCACAGCCUGAGGGGACAUCCACCUCAGGGGACAUCCACAAUGGCCUGAGGGGACAUCCACAAUGGCCUGAGGGGACAUCCACCAUGGCCUGAGGGGACAUCCAUGGUGGCCUGAGGGGACAUCCACAAUGGCCUGAGGGGACAUCCACCUGAGGGGACAUCCACAAUGGCCUGAGGGGACAUCCACCUCAGGGGACAUCCACAAUGGCCUGAGGGGACAUCCGCAAUGGCCUGAGGGGACAUCCCACAGUGUCCUGAGGGGUCAUCCACCAUGGCCUGAGGGGACAUCCACUGCGGCUGAGGGGACAUCCACAAUGGCCUGAGGGGACAUCCGCAAUGGCCUGAGGGGACAUCCACCACGGCCUGAGGGGACAUCCAUGGUGGCCUGAGGGGACAUCCACCAUGGCCUGAGGGGACAUCCACAAUGGCCUGAGGGGACAUCCACCGCGGCCUGAGGGGUCAUCCAGAAUGGCCUGAGGGGACAUCCACAAUGGCCUGAGGGGACAUCCCACAGCCACCUGAGGGGACAUCCACCAUGGCCUGAGGGGACAUCCACCUCAGGGGACAUCCACAAUGGCCUGAGGGGACAUCCACAACAGCCUGAGGGGACAUCCACCAUGGCCUGAGGGGACAUCCACCGUGGCCUGAGGGGACAUCCACAACAGCCUGAGGGGACAUCCACCAUGGCCUGAGGGGACAUCCACAAUGGCCUGAGGGGACAUCCACCGCGGCCUGAGGGGUCAUCCAGAAUGGCCUGAGGGGACAUCCACAAUGGCCUGAGGGGACAUCCCACAGCCACCUGAGGGGACAUCCACCAUGGCCUGAGGGGACAUCCACCUCAGGGGACAUCCACCAUGGCCUGAGGGGACAUCCACAACAGCCUGAGGGGACAUCCACCACGGCCUGAGGGGACGUCCACUGCGGCUGAGGGGGCAUCCACCGCGGCUGAGGGGACAUCCACAAUGGCCUGAGGGGACAUCCCACAGCUCUGGGAGCUGAGGCCACCUGGAAGCCCUCCUGGCAAUCGGCUCCGUGCUGGCACCCCCUCACGGUGUCACUGCUUGGACCCAGAGUGCCACAUUCUUCCUGCAGGGUGCCAGAAGCGCUGGGAUACAGCAGGACAGGACUCUCCAUGGUCACUGGUGGCUGAGCUGGGAUGAGGGCAUUCCAUGGCCCCUGCAGAACGGGAUGAGGACACUCCAUGGUCACUGCCACUCAUGGCCGAGCUGCAGAACAGGAUUAGGACAUCCCAUGGCCCCUGCAAAACGGGAUGAGGACAUCCCAUGGUCACUGCCACUCGUGGCCGAGCUGCAGAACAGGAUUAGGACAUCCCAUGGUCACUCCCACUCAUGGCUGAGAUGAGCAGUGGGAGGUUUUGUGGGCCUAAAGUAGAGCCUGAGGGGGCCUCUCUUGCUUUAAGGUGGAAAAAAAAUUACUUUCCCGAGAGGAAACAGAUUCUAGAGAUGGGAUUACUGAAGGGACUCACUCCUGAGAAUGUUUAAUACUAACUUUAUCUCCUUCAGAGAGUCCUUCCUCCUUUUUUCUGGAGGGGCAAGGGGAGACAGGGAGAGAAACCACAGGAAUAAGGAAAAAAAAAAAAAGAAAUUUGAUUGGAUUUCAGUGUCUUAAAACUGAGCAGGGGUUGUGGCAGUGAUAGAACACCCAUCCCUUCCAAGAACUGAAGGCAGCACGAGUGUCCUGAGUCACAGAUGUGUGCUGAUAAACACUCGUCCGCGUGGCAGAAGGGAGAUUGAGGAGGAUUAGCAGUUCCAAUCCAUUUGUGCCACAUCUGGGGCUUGUUUUUUAAAAAGAUGUGUCUUAACGCAUUUUCUUCACCCUUUUGGAGCUGACAGCCUCUCAUGUCUCCUGUUUUGUGGCCUUCUGGGUGAAGUUAAAUGCAAAUACAAUAAAAUAUACUUGAUAUUCCAUGUGCCAGGUACUGUGGAAUUCAGGGGUCUUACAGGCAAAUGAAGUCCUGCAUCUGUGAGGAAUUUCUUGCACAAAACCUUUAGUUUUGCUCUAUUUAAUUUGUUUAUAAAAGUAACUCCUCAGCAAAGAAUCUGUGCCUUCA
Molecule: messenger RNA, 3307 nt
Organism: Vidua macroura (Pin-tailed whydah)
Lineage: Eukaryota; Metazoa; Chordata; Aves; Passeriformes; Viduidae
Gene: PTGER3
Product: prostaglandin E receptor 3
Exons: 2
Coding region: 10-1092 (360 amino acids)
Biological process (GO): negative regulation of gastric acid secretion; phospholipase C-activating G protein-coupled receptor signaling pathway; inflammatory response
Cellular component (GO): plasma membrane
Molecular function (GO): prostaglandin E receptor activity
Source: RefSeq, a predicted model, not a curated record